This is a messenger RNA of Strongyloides ratti, 2676 nucleotides long. Its product is annotated as Excitatory amino acid transporter 2. Gene Ontology annotation, cellular component: plasma membrane. Lineage: Eukaryota; Metazoa; Nematoda; Chromadorea; Rhabditida; Strongyloididae. Gene Ontology annotation, biological process: L-glutamate transmembrane transport. Bases 1 to 2676 code for a protein of 891 amino acids. The transcript is spliced from 5 exons. The record is from RefSeq and is a predicted model, not a curated record. Gene Ontology annotation, molecular function: L-glutamate transmembrane transporter activity; glutamate:sodium symporter activity; neutral L-amino acid transmembrane transporter activity.
AUGGUUUUAUCUACAUGUUACAAAGUAAAAUUACUAUUUCUACGAAAAGAUGAUAAAAAUGAGCAUGAAAAUAUUGAUCAUUUAAUGGGAGAUAAAAAUAAUGCCUUAGAUGCGACAGAUAAAAUUCCAAAUAAUGAGGUUGUAACAAAACUCGAUAUUUUUUGUAUCAUUAUUUCAAUAUUAACAUAUAUAGCUGAUAUAAUAUCUGAUAUUCUUGUAUCAAUAGUACAUUAUUUUAAUAAUAGAAUGCUUUUUGGCAUUUUAAUUGGUUUAUUUGUUUUAAUACCAAGUAUUAUAUUAAAUUUAAUAUCAUUUUAUUGGUGGAAAGUUGAUUUAAAAAAUAAAGAAAAUAAAUCAAAAAAAGAAAUGAGAUAUAAUUUAUUAGCUUCAAUAUUACAAAUUGGACCAUUAAUAUGGUAUUAUAAAUCAUUAAAAUAUGCCAUAAAAGUGUAUAAAAAUGAAAACAAUUUAUUUAAUUGUAAUAGAAAAAAAAAAGAAAAUUUUUAUAAAUUAAUUGAAGCUGAUAGAGAUGCAUCAUUAUUAAGAUUUUUUGAGGGAAUUCUUGAAAGUAUGCCACAAACAUUAGUUCAAGGAUAUUUUAUUUUAAAUGAAUAUAUUGAAAAUAAAAUUGAAUGGUCAUUAUUAAUUUUAAUACAAAUAAUAUCAAUAUUUACAUCAUUACUUUCAAUUUGUACAUCUUUAAUAAUUCAACAUAGAAGUUUAAGAAUUUCGAGAGUUGAUAAAAAUAAUAUGUCAUUAUUAAAUACAUUUUUACAAGGAUUAUGGCGUUUUUUUACAUUAUUUAGUAGAUAUAUUGUUUUAAUAUUAUUUACUUAUUAUCUUCAAAAAUGGUUAAUAGUUUUUAUUAUUAUUCAUAUUUUAUUAUCAGGUAGUCAUAUUUUUUUACUUCAACCACUUGAAAUAGAAGAUAAUUCACGGUACUUUAAUUAUUGCCUACAAUGUAUCAACAUAAUUAUUCAUAUAUUUUUACCUUUUAAUAUGGCUGAAGGAUCGACAUUAUUGAGAUAUAUAAUCGGUUAUUUAAUUGAGAUUAUAGAAUUUAUUAAUUUAGUUAUAAUAUUUUACAUCAAUCCAUUUAAUAAACGAUUGCCAUAUAAAGAAUACCUCAUAUUAAUACCAUUUAGUUCAUUAAUAAUAGGAAUUAUUUUUAUGUUAAUAUAUUACUAUUCAUACCAUCCAUCAAAAAAAGAAAUAAAAAGAAAUGAUAUAAAAAUGAAUGAUACAAAUUAUGAAGAGGUAGAGAAAUAUUUUUUAGUUAAAGUACUUAAAAUGAUUUUAAGCAAAAAUUCUGAACAAAUUUUAUUAAUAUUUACUAUGAUUGGUGUUAUUUGUGGUAUUGGAACAGGUAUAAUAUGUAGAAAUAUUGAAUUAACACCAAUGACAAUACAUUUAAUAAGUUUUCCUGGAGAAAUUUUUAUGAAUCUUUUACAAAUGAUUAUUUUACCUCUUAUAUCAAUUAGUAUUAUGUGUGGAUUGUGUCAACUUAAUAGUAAACAAUCUGGAAAAGUUGGAAUGUAUUCAAUUAUAUAUUAUUUUAUAACAACAUUUAUGGCAGUCAUUUUAGGUAUAAUUUUAGUUAUUCUUAUAAAACCUGGAAAUUUUGGACAUUUAAAUGAUAAAAAUGUUGAUUCACCUUAUUUAACAAAAGAAAAACCAUCUGCUACUGAAAAAAUGCUUGAUUUAGUAAGAAAUUUAUUUCCAGAUAAUAUAAUACGUUCAACAUUUCAACAAGUUGAAUCACAAUAUAAUAUUUCUAAUUCGAAAAAAUUUCAUAAAAAAAUACAUGUUGAUCAAAUGAAUGUUUUAGGAAUUAUAUUUUUUUGUAUAAGUUGUGGAUUAAUAAUGGGAAAUUUAGAAGAUAAAGUAAAAUCAGUUGUAGAUCUAAUUAUGGCUAUGGAUUUAAUUAUAAAUAAAGCUGUAUAUAUAAUAAUGCUUUUUUCACCAAUUGGUAUAUGUUCACUUAUUGCUGGAAAGUUAUUAGAAGUUGAUGAUUUAAUUAGUACAUUUCAAUCAUUAGGAAUGUAUGUAUUAACUGUUAUAUUAGGAUUAAUUAUUCAUCUUUUUGGUACAUUAUCUUUAAUAUACUUUUUAACAACAAAAAAAAAUCCAUAUAAAUAUUUACAUGGAUUAUUACCGGCAGCAUUAACAGCUCUAGGCACAUCAUCAUCAGCUGCAUCAUUACCAAUAACUUUUCAAUGUUUGGAAAAAAAUAAUCAUGUUAAUCCUCUUAUAAGUAAAUUUGUUUUACCUGUUGGAGCAACAAUAAAUAUGGAUGGAACAGCAUUAUAUGAAGCUGUUGCUUCAAUUUUUAUAGCACAAUUAAAUGGAAUGACAUUAGAUUUUGGUCAAUUAAUUACAGUUAGUAUAACAGCAACAAUGGCAGCCAUUGGAGCGGCUUCAAUACCUAGUGCUGGAUUAGUUACAAUGGUAAUGAUUUUAACUGCAAUAGGAUUACCAGCGGAAAGCGCUAAUUUAAUAUUAGCAGUAGAUUGGCUUUUAGAUAGAUUAAGAACAUGUGUAAAUGUAAUGGGAGAUGGUAUUGGAUGUGGAUUUGUUGAACAUCUUAGUAAAGUUGAAGUUAAUGAAACAAUAAAUCAUUUACCUAUUUCAAUAAAAGUUGAUCCAUCUGAUUUUAGAAAAAAUUCUGAUGUUUAA